Messenger RNA from Acinonyx jubatus (cheetah), 1798 nucleotides. RefSeq names its product cilia and flagella associated protein 144 (gene CFAP144). Gene Ontology annotation, cellular component: ciliary base. Lineage: Eukaryota; Metazoa; Chordata; Mammalia; Carnivora; Felidae. The record is from RefSeq and is a predicted model, not a curated record. The transcript has 8 exons. Bases 1006 to 1497 code for a protein of 163 amino acids.
AGCUUGUGCCCAGUUGCUCAUUUUGCCAAGACGAGUAGCUAGAGAAAUGCCAUUUGGAAAAAUGACAAGAAAGCUGCCCCCGAUUUCCUCAUCUCAGCCCCAGCAUACAACUUCCCGCUCUGUCCCCUCAUACUCUCGUUUCCCAACACAUCUUCCUCCCCUGCCUCCGAAAACUUCUGGCUGUCAGACUGUUCCCCAGUGCCGUCCACUUCCCUCAGUUUACAGCCCCACCUCUUUCCCACCUCUGACUAGAGUCAUCCCUUCUUGCUACCCUACCUUACCAGUUUCCCUGCCCAGCUCUUCCUCUGUUCCUUCCAGACCACCCCCUCGCCGCUCUGUUCAUCUCGCACCUCUUUCCUGUUACUGUUUUGUCUUGGCUCCUACUCCCCCUCCUAGCCCUUCUUUCUAGAUCCUUGGAGUCGGGUUCUCCCCAGCACUCCAACCAGCCCCAACCAGACCUCCAUGAUUCACAAAUCUCAUCCUGGAGGAAUGGUUUCCCAGCAAGUGGGACAGUUCUGGUACAGUCCAUAGGUGCUAGGACUGUGGAUCCCCAGGAGCCUGACCUGAUGAACAGCGGGAAUUUGAGAGAAUGGCCAGCCAACAUCCAUUUUGGAGGUUGGUUUCCGUGACCUAGGCCUCUGCAUCCGCUUCUAAUUGAGAUGGUAACACAGAGAUUUCAAGAGAAAUCUGCAACCUCAGACACUGGAUGAGAAAUUAGAGGGCCAGACCUCUUCAGCUUUUUCAGUACAUAGUCGGGGAGUUUAGAAGCACACUGAUGGCUUGGAAUGGCCCAAGGAAAUGACUGUCCAAGGUGAGGAUCAAUCAAGCCCAUUACCUCCGGGGUCUGCCGCUGGACGGCAUCCUUUCCUGACGGUAUGCAGGGGCAGUCCUAGUACCCAGGGUCUUGAGAAGCUGGGGAAGGAGAUGGCAGUCUCCCCGCACCUGCAAGCCAUCCAGGGCAUUGAGAAGUAGUUGGACGGAUCUGAUCGGAGCCCCGCCACAGUCAUGGCCGGUCGCCAAAAGGAGGUGAUCAUCGAUGAGGUCCAUCAGAACCAGAUCCUGCGCGAAUUGUACCUCAAAGAGCUUAGAACCCAGAAACUCUACACAGAGUACCGCGUGAAUCCCCUCCUCAAGGUUCACACAAUCACCAGAAAGCCCAUGUCUUGGCAUGAUAACCUGGAGGAACCUGAAGAUGCCAGGUUUCUAAAUCUUCUUCACCAUGCUGCCCUGGGGCCAAGGAAGAAAUACCCAGAGACACAGACUGAAAGCCAAGAAAUCGGAUGGGACUCAGAGCCCUUGCACCAGCAAAUGUGGCUGUUUUCUGGGGUCUGCUGGAACCUUUGCCUGUGGGGAGGCUGCACAACCUCUACCAAAUGUCCUCCCAGCUGGGGAACUGCCUCUCCCCAUGUGGCCCAAGGACCCCUCGGAUCUCGCUGUCUGUUCCUGGGGAUUCGCCCUUCCCACCAGAGGUCUAUCAGAUGUGUACUGAAUCCCUAGUGCAUGCUGGAUACUGUUCUAGGUGCUGGGGAUAAGCAGUGAGUGCCCACCCUCGUGGAGCAUACAUUCCAGCAGUCCACAGGCGUGGCCUCCAACUCAAGCCUGGGAAGGGCAAGAGCAGCCACGUUGCAUAUAGGUACUCUCAUUCAGUCCUACGACUGUUUUGAUGCAAUUGCUGUCAUCUCCUUUUCCCAAACAAGGCUGAGCAAGGAGAAGCCUCCAGUGCUUUUGGGGCCCAGGUCCAUCCAACUACGGACCCAUGUCAUCCCCCCUCUCCAGAAGCUUCCUUCUGACACCCGUG